CAGCAGCAACACUUGCAACAACAACAGCACUUGCAGCUGCAACAACAGCUGCGUCUGGAGCAGACCCCAUCGCCGGAGGAGCUGCCACUGGAUCCCAUAGAGCCGCAGCUAUUGAUUGAUUUGGCGGCACCAGCUGCAGUUGCUGCUGCUGCUGCUGCUGCAGCUGCUGCAGUUGCUCCCAUAGCAGCAAGUGCAAUUGCAACAAGCGUCGCCAAUCCGCAAACGAAUCCCAAGCUGAGCAACAGUUUCAUUACCAGCGUAACCAGUGUGACCAGCCUGGACACUGGCUACCAAGGCGAUGGCGAAAUGUCGCGUCCCGCCUCACGUGGCGCCGCCUGCGAUCAUUCGCCAAGCAAUGGACCACAUUUGGGUCGCGUCAGUCGACAGCCAAGUUUUCCACCAUUGCCGGCCGCAGCAGCUGGAGGAGCAGCACCUAUGCGUCGACAGGAUCCGAUGACCGAUUCCGAUUUCUUUACCGAAUCCGAUGCGGAUGAUGUGCUGCAGCGAGGCGAUCGACGUGCCCAGGUCAUCGAUGGCCAGCUGUACGGGCCGACAAUGCAGCCGAGUGCCUCGGUGCCGCAGCUGGAGGAUUCGUGCAUGGAGUCCUCGGGCAUAUUCACCGACGUCGAGAAUCGCUGUGACGAAGAAUUGCGUCUGCCCGAACUGGAACUGGAUGCGGAAAUGGAGGCGGAAAUCGAGGGAGAAAUGGAAGUAGAAAUGGAUUUGUCGCCCGACGAUUCCACACAAACGAUGCGCAAGCAUCAAGGUCAAGCGCAAAAAGAGCAACAGCACUCUCAGUCUCAGUCGCAGUCUCUCUCUCACUCACACUCGCAGCAACAACGACCGCUCUCUUCAUCGUCGGCCGCAACGACGCUCUCGAAUCGCACUUCGUAUUGCAGCGUCGAUGGCGGCAGCGCCAAAAGCUUUUGCGACGAAGCUUUUAACGAAUCGACGACGAUGACGACGCCGAGCAGCGGCUCUUCGCAGCAGCAGCAGCAACAGCAACAGCAGCGAUCGUCGACGCUUUCAGUGACGGCUUCAGUAGUACAGCGUGCAGCGUCGCCGCGUCCACACGCAUUCGCAUCUGCAUCCGCAUCGUUAACGUCGCUUGCCACCAGCACCGUUGAGAAUCUACAAACGCUUUCGUCAAACUCCUCGACGACGUCGUCGCUCUCGUUGCCCAAAACAAAAACAACGCCAACAAGUGUUAAACAAAGCCCGACAAAUAAAACAAAACAAAAAGCGUCGCCAAUCGCUCGCAAAGCGCAUACACCCAAUAAAUGGGAUGCCGUUAUGCAUAAAAUCGCUAGCAAUAAAUCAACAAUCAAAACCAAUUACAAUGAUGUGAAAUCUAAAGUGUCUACAACGCGCAGCAUGGCAGCAGGAUCGGGUGCAUCGGCGGCUGUUACUCCGCCAUCACCAUCCAGCAGCGGCGGCAGUUCGCGCAUUAGUCCCACUGUGCGACGAUCGCCGGCUGCUGCUGCUGCUGCUGCUACUGCAGCCAGUGUUGUAAAGCGCAGCGUCAGUAGCAGCGCGAGGCCGACGUCAACGCGGCAGCCACAGGAUAAAGGCUCGGUUGGCGUCGGCGUCAGCGUCUUUGCGCGUCUCUCCAAGUCACCAACUUCGCCAACUGCAACAACACCAACAACAACAACAACUGCAAAAGCAGCAGCGAAACGUUUGCAGCCAGUGUUGAUUAAACGUGGUCGCUCCUACAGCAAGGACAGCCAGAAGAGUUCGCACAGUGACCUGAGCUCAUUGUGCAACGGCAAUGCCAAUAGCAAUGGCGGCGGAUCCCCAAAAUUAUUGGCCAAAACUCCACUGCGAGCAGCCAAAAAGCGAGAUGUUCGCAAUUUGAGCAUAUCGCCAACGGAUCUGGGACCGCCGCCAAAAACCCAACAGACCACAAAGGGACAAUCGACACGCAACAAAUCCACAACACCAACACCAAUCGCAAUACAGAAACGCCCAGUAAUAAAUGGCUCUGCGAGCAAAGGAUCUGUCCCAGCAAAGGCAACAACUCCACAAAAGGCAACCAAAAUUAAUGCAACAAUCGCAACAGUUGCAACAGCAACAACAAUUAUAAAUAAUAAAAAUGGCACAAAGACUUUGUCGGCAGACAUUUCAGAAGAAUCGCUGCGUUCGGGCGUGGAUCAAACGGAAUUGCAGGAUUUUGGAUUGGGUCUGAUUUUGUCGCCGGUGGCGAGUGCCGCACAAACGCCGCGGGACUCGAAGCGUGCCUCGCUCGGCAAUAAUGAGCUGCCCUGCAUUUGUGGCGCCGACAACAACAGUUGCAACUGUGCCGCAGAGAAGGCGCCCAAGGUGCAACGCUGUGGCAGCCACACACCCGAACAGCAGCAGCCCCUCAAUUCCAUAGAGCCAAAUUGCUGCCAGCAGCAGCAACAGGAGCCAAAUCUUCCCCAACAGCUUAACGCGGAGUCGAAUUUACUCAAUGCAACAAAAACAAUUUCCAGUACAAAUGAGGACCAAAAUGGUACUCAGCCCAGCACAGCACAAUCAAAGCACCGUGCAGUGGAGGAGGACAUUGUUGCCCUCAAUCCCGCCCUGAAGCGUUACAUGGAUAACGGUUAUCUGAACUAUGAACGCUUGGCCAAAUGCCUGGAGGCCAACAGCCAGUGGCUGGAGGAAGGACAACGCCAGACGACAGGACUCGCCAUUGUGGUGCAGUUUAUGUCCAAGCAGAUGGACAUGUUGAGCUGUGAGGAGGGCAAGGCGAAGGAUAAGCUGGAGGAGACAAUGGCGCUGCUGCAGCAGACGCAACACAGCUGCGAGGAGUUGCAACAGCAGCUGCACAAAAAGGAUAUGGAGUGGACGCAACGCCAGCAGGAGCGGGACCACCAACAGCGCAGCGAACUGCAGCAAGCACAAGACAAAGUGCAGGAGAUGCAAAUGAUAGCCAAGGAACGUUUCCAGGACUUCGAGUCGCAGCUGCUGGCCAAGGAUGAGGAGAAGAAGCAGGCGCUGCAAUCCUAUCACCAGGAGGUCGCCCACCAGCUGCGCCACAAGCAGGAUCAGCUGAGCGUUGCCGAGCAGCAGGUGGCGCAGUUGCAGUCCCGUCUGCAGGAGCACGAGCUGCAGCAGCAGCAGCUGCACGAGCAGCUCACCCAGGCGGAGAACAAACAUGCCACACGGCUGGAGGCGGCCACUCAGCGCGAGGAUGAGCAGCAGGAGCGCAUCAAAUCGCUGACCAAGGAGCUGCAAUCGCUGCGCGCCAGCAACGAGCACAAUGAACGUGAUCUACGCGAUCGCCUGGCGCUCUCACAGGACGAGAUCAGUGUCCUGCGCAGCUCGACGCAGCGUCGCAGUGCGAACAGCAACAGCAACGGCAGCAGCAGCAGCAACAGCCAGACAGGAACAUCAACUACAGCUGCAGCAGCUGGAGUAGGAGCAGCAGCAGCAGCAGCGGCAGCAGACACCAAUGCGGAAAUGUGUCGCCUCACAAGCGAGGCAGAAAGUCUGCGUUGCGUGCUCGAACUGAAGCAGGCCGAGAUCUCCACGCUGAGCAAACAGAAUGCGGAGCUGCAGCGCGAGAACGAUGAGCAGCGUGGCCUGAGCAGUCGCGUCACACUGCUUGUGGCACAGAACGAGAUGCUGCGCACCGAGCUGGAGGCCAAAACGGAGAAGGAGAAGGAUCUGCAGCGACAAAUGGAUGACAUUCAGAAGGCGUUCAAUCACGAGAACAUCAAACGCAAGCGCCUCACCUGCGACAAGGAGGAGUUGCAGUAUCACCUCAAGCAGCGAUCCGAGCAGCUGCAACUGGUGCAAGCCCAGCUGCACGAUCUGUCCCAGAAUCACUCGUACAGUCGCAGCAAUUCGAGCCUGUUGAACAAUACAUCGCCGCCAACGUCGCCGGUGAUUAAGGGCGUCAUCGAGCGCAACGAUUCCGUUAGCUGGGUGCUCGAAAUGGACGAUGAGACACCCCAAGUGGCCGCCUCCAAGCUGGUGCGGCGAGCCGGUUCGCUGCGCAGCAACAGCGAACGCAGCCCCACCCAACGCCGUCAGCUGCAGUUGCUCUCGCUAAGCGCCAAUGCGGCGAGCAGCGGCUGCGGCAGCAGCAGCAGCAGCAAUGGACACGGCAAUGGUCAUCAUGGACCCAAUCCGCUCUCGCAGAGCAUGUCGGCAACGGCGCUGAUGCGCAGCAAUAGCAGCAACAAUCAGCAGGAGCAGGAUACGCUGCGACCGCUGUGCCGAGCACGUUCACAAUCCGUUUGCAACAAGGAGAUCAUUCAGCCGUCGAAGCAUCGCCAGAGCUCUGAUCUCGCCCUGCCCGAGUGGCAUGUGGCAGAGCUGACAGCCAGUUCGCCACAACAUGCUCAACAUGCCGCCUCGGCUGGUGCAGCCGUCGAAAUGCGUUCGCGCACCUCAACGAUGAAACUGAUGUCGUGCGUGGAUGCGUAUCCCAAGGCGCUGAAGAAAUUCCAGGAGAUUCAAGAGUCUGCUGGCGAGGCAAUGGUGUCCGGCGCCAACUCUGAGGAUGAGAGCUGCUCCGCUUCGUCUGAGGAUAUGCGCAGCUCAUCCGCAUCCAGCACAGCUUCAGCUGCUGGCUGCAAUCUAUCCAAGCGACAGAAGCAACCGUCAAGGAUGUCCAUUGAGGAGGCACUGCUGCUCGAGCAGGUGAACGGUGGCAGCAUGAAUGGUACACCGAUGGAGGUUAGCUGGUCGGAGGAUGCGGCAGAUGCGGAUGUGGCAUGACAGCCGCCAAUCCACGACGAGGAUGUGGGCUACGAGGAGCGAGCUGUUAUCGAGCAGAUAGCCGAGGCAGCCGAAGAGGCUUACGAAAUGCAGCAGGAUGCCCAGCAAGAGGAGCUAAUUGUGGGCGACGAAGAAGAAGAGGAGGAUGAUUACCAGGACGAUGACGAAGACGACGACGACGACGAUGAUGAUGAUGAUAGCUUUUAAAGCAGUCGCAGCAAUCGGCGCAUCGAUUUGUAGAACAAUUCAAUGGGCGGCAGACAACAAAAUUAAACUACAACUGAAACUAAAACUAAAACUAAAAGCAUAGCUUGGCGCGCAUUGAAACAAAGUCAAGAAAAGAAAAGAA
Messenger RNA from Drosophila grimshawi, 5062 nucleotides. RefSeq names its product myosin-J heavy chain (gene toc). Gene Ontology annotation, cellular component: cytoplasm; nucleus. The transcript has 9 exons. Bases 307 to 4713 code for a protein of 1468 amino acids. The record is from RefSeq and is a predicted model, not a curated record. NCBI's taxonomy places the organism in Eukaryota, Metazoa, Arthropoda, Insecta, Diptera, Drosophilidae. Gene Ontology annotation, molecular function: microtubule binding.